This is a messenger RNA of Sphenostylis stenocarpa, 1917 nucleotides long. Lineage: Eukaryota; Viridiplantae; Streptophyta; Magnoliopsida; Fabales; Fabaceae. The record is from the annotation of a GenBank genome assembly.
AUGGAUUUGAGCAUGAAAGCUUUACUGUCUCCUCAUGAUACUGAACUCAGGAAAGAUGACAACUUCGGUGAUACUACAUUAUGCUUGAAUGGCAUUGGCUUUGGAGAAACAAAUAAGAUUACAUCUAGAUGUACCGAGAGCAAUCUUGGGGUGAAGUUUUCCAAUGCUUCUGAUGAUGGCUGCAGAUUGGUUCUGGGAUUGGGCCCAACCCCAACUACAUUUGACGAUGACUACAACAAUUUGGGGUUUAAUACCAAAAAAAAGUCAGUCAACCUCUUUCCUCAGCAUGUACCAUCUGAAUGUGAAUCAAUUCUUCAACUUGGUCUUUCAGGUGUAACAAAUGAGGCAUCAAGUGUGCUCGACUGCUCAGGUUCAACUGAGACUGAUGUGAGUAUGUCAUGUUUCUCAAGCCAAACUUCCCUAGAGAAUUAUUUUUCAAGGAUUCCUGUUGUUGAUGAGGGUUCUACCUCAGCUAAGAAAUCAGGUGGCUACAUGCCAUCACUUCUUUUAGCUCCAAGAAUGGAUAAUACUAGUUCCGCGCAGGCAGAAGAAUUAACUACUGGAACUAAACCUCAAAUGUGCCCAGAACCAUCCAGUGUAGUAAAUUACUCCCUUGAUACCGCAUCUGGGCCCCAGGCUACAGGGAUAACUUCAGAUAACCGAACAAGCAAUCCUAAGAGAUGCAGAUUUUUUGGCUGUACAAAGGGAGCUCGAGGUGCUUCGGGACUUUGCAUUGGACAUGGUGGUGGACAGAGAUGUCAGAAACCAGGAUGCAACAAAGGUGCCGAGAGCCGAACUGCUUAUUGUAAGGCCCAUGGUGGAGGGAAGAGGUGUCAACACUUAGGAUGUACUAAAAGUGCUGAGGGAAAGACAGAUUAUUGCAUUGCACAUGGUGGUGGUAGGAGAUGUGGGUAUCAAGGUGGGUGCACAAAAGCUGCGCGAGGUAAGUCGGGACUUUGCAUUAGACAUGGAGGGGGUAAGAGGUGUAGAAUAGAAGGUUGCACUCGGAGUGCUGAAGGGCAGGCUGGGCUGUGCAUCUCUCAUGGAGGUGGACGCCGUUGUCAGUUGCAAGGAUGUACAAAGGGUGCACAAGGGAGCACUAUGUAUUGCAAGGCACAUGGUGGUGGGAAGCGAUGCUCAUUUGCAGGGUGUACCAAAGGUGCUGAAGGAAGCACCCCUCUGUGCAAGGCUCAUGGUGGGGGAAAACGCUGCCUUUUCAAUGGAGGUGGCAUUUGCCCCAAAAGCGUACAUGGAGGCACAAACUUCUGUGUUGCGCAUGGUGGUGGAAAGAGGUGUGCUGUUGCAGGUUGCACCAAGAGUGCACGUGGCCGUACAGACUGUUGUGUUAGGCAUGGUGGGGGUAAGCGAUGCAAGUUUGAAGGAUGUGGGAAGAGUGCUCAAGGGAGCACAGAUUUCUGUAAGGCCCAUGGUGGAGGAAAACGAUGUAGUUGGGGAGAUGGGAAGUGUGAGAAAUUUGCAAGGGGAAAGAGUGGUCUCUGUGCUGCUCAUAGCAGCUUGGUGCAAGAGCGAGAAAUGAACAAAGGCAGUCUGAUUGCUCCUGGACUUUUCCGUGGUCUUGUACCUGCUUCUUCCACUGCGUGUAGCAGUUUUGAGAACAAUUCUUCCUCAGGUGUGAGUGUUGUGUCUGACUCCUAUGAUUCUAUGGAAACACCAGCACCAAGACAGCUCCUCAUACCGAAGGAGGUGUUAGUUCCGCUUUCAAUGAAGUCACCGUCGUAUUCAAACUUCUUGACUGCUAAGAAGCCAGACCAAGACAGAAACUGCCACAGCUUGGCCGCAGGUUGCAGCAGUGCUCAGAAAGGCCUCAACUUUAAUCUGCCGGAGGGCAGGGUCCACGGCGGGGACCUCAUGUUGUAUUUUGGAGGGAAUCUCAAAAAUGCUCUUGACGGCAUCUGA